CAGUCAACCCGAAUUUCGCGGCUAAUCUUCAGUCAGACUGAGAAUGGCAGCCGGAAAAAUCUCUUGGCUUCGGAACUGUAAGCCAUGCCAAGAUUUAGGCAAUAAAAGUGAAAGCUUUUCGAUUCCUUUCCAUGAAAUCGCCCUCUGCUCUCUACCUCAGCUUCAUCUUCAAUAUCGCUUAAUCGGUGACCGAUUCUUCGUUCAUCAAUACGUCGCUCUCUCUGCCCAAAACUUCCCGCUACCGCCCCCCCCGCCUCCCCGCCCCCGUCCCACUUCUUUUUCUUCUUCUUCUUCGUCGGCUUGCUUCGUGGUUAAAGAUCUCGCCUUUCGUCCUGACUGAGCGGCUAAAAGUCUCACCUUUUUACCUUUCCGGGUUAGUUUCUGCAGUUCUGCGUUUUGGAGUUCUGAAAGAUUUUUGGCACUGAAAUGGUGCAAGAAGAGCAUCGGAUCUUUUACGACGGAGGGGAAGCAACGCGGGAGUCGUUGAAGAAGGUGAAACCCGACAAAGCACCGAAUCGUGGCCUCGGGAUAGCGGAGCUGGAGAAGCUCCGGAGAGAAGAAUGGCAGAAAGGGUUCUCACCCGGGGAGCUAGUCUUCCAUCCUCUUAACCCUCAGCAAAACACGAUCGUUCCUUUCCUCCCAGGGUUUGAUCCCAGUUUCCCGUUCGGAUACAAUGUUGAAAAUUUCCCCAUGUUACGGUCUCAUCUGCUAGAUUCAAGCCCACUGGUUUCGAGCGACGGUACAAUGCCAUUGUUAUGGAGCUCAUUUCAGAGCGAUAACUCGUCCAGCUCUAACUCGCAGUUUUCCCUCGCCACCUCCGAAUUGAAGCCGCCGCCACGGGAGUCGCAACCGCUUCUUAUAUUGCAGAAACCUGAGCCUCAUCAGCAGAUAUCUCAGGUCGUGAAUUACUCCUCGCUACAUUCAGUUCCUGAAGCGGGUCUUCAGAUGGAAUUGGAGCUCCCUUCAAACCAAAGCUAUUAUGGCAUUCUGACUCCCUCUUCCUGGGCAGAUCAGCAGCUAAUGAUGCAUCAGAUUGUUGCCAUGAAUCAUCCAUGGCAAAAUCAAAGGGUCUCUGUGGCAGAACCCAUACCUAUUUCUCACCCAGAUUGUGGCACAAUGAGGAUCAAUGGAACUCAAGGAACAAGCACUGAUUGUUCAAUAGAUACUGCUUUAAGCUUGCACAAUGUUGGUGUGAAUCUAAACAGCAACCAUCCUACAAUGAAGAGGAAUGUUGCAUCUGAAGAAGACAUUGCUGCUCCUAUUGAGGGAAGUGCUCUCAGCUUGGUUUGCUUACAUCCAAUUAGUAGCAAUGGUUGGUCCUCGAAAUCCGUUUCCGUCCGACCGUUUUCUGAGAUGAGUGCUACUAAGAGACAGAAGAAGACUAAAGAAAGUGCGGGGAGAAAAGCUUCAGCCACUCCAUCAGACGCUCUGGUUUUCUACAACUUCAUGGAAUUGCCUUACAGUGAUUAUGUAGCUGAGCGAGAUGUGAUUGUUAAUAAGAAAAAAAGGAGAUGGGAAGGCUCAGAAGCUGUUGAUGUUGAUUUAAAGCUUUGAGAUUAUUUUAGGAAAAGACUGGAAACCAUCGAUGCUACUUGGUCUUUAUUUAAUUGAACAUGAUAGAAUCUUUCUUUCUUGUAUUGGAAUCUUACUAUUUAGAAAAAUUUAUAUUGAUUUUUAAAAAAGUACAUAGAAUGGAUAACUUAUAUUACUGUGUUGCACUAUGAUUGUGGAGAUGCUUUGAACAAUAAAGAUCAGGAUGAUGAGAGAGUAAUAAAGGAGCAAUUUGCUUUC
This is a messenger RNA of Dendrobium catenatum, 1791 nucleotides long. RefSeq lists its product as uncharacterized. The record is from RefSeq and is a predicted model, not a curated record. Gene Ontology annotation, molecular function: DNA-binding transcription factor activity. Lineage: Eukaryota; Viridiplantae; Streptophyta; Magnoliopsida; Asparagales; Orchidaceae. The transcript is spliced from 5 exons. Bases 427 to 1554 code for a protein of 375 amino acids.